Messenger RNA from Sphaerulina musiva SO2202, 837 nucleotides. RefSeq lists its product as uncharacterized. The record is from RefSeq and is a predicted model, not a curated record. Lineage: Eukaryota; Fungi; Ascomycota; Dothideomycetes; Mycosphaerellales; Mycosphaerellaceae. Bases 1 to 837 code for a protein of 278 amino acids. The transcript is spliced from 3 exons.
AUGUCUCUCACGUCGCCCGCCUUGACGCGACAGAAGCUCUGCGUCGAUUUCGGCAGUCUGAAGCACGCCUGCCCGAAAGGCAUCUACGUGGCACCAGUCCCCGAGGAGCCGCUUCUAUGGACGGGUGUGCUCUUCGUGCGCAAAGGUCCCUACGCCAACGCCGUGCUACGAUUCCAGAUGGUGUUUCCGGACGACUAUCCGCAGCGGCCGCCCGUGGUCGUGUUCCUGAGCGACCUUUUUCAUCCGCUCGUGACACCGCUCACCGCUUACACGUACUCUACCAGGGAUGCCGGUGCUGAUACACAGAGCGCUAUAGAUGAGCAGCGCUUGCCACCGGGCGGGCUCAGUCUCCGCCACGGCUUUCCUGAGUGGUUUGAUAAGACUGAUGGUGAACCGGCGAACAGUGUGACUGCAUCAGACGGCGGCGACUCUGCAACUACGCAGCAUGCGCCUAGUGCUACCACGCAAGGCACAUCGAGCACAUGCGACCAUGAGCGGUGGCCACAUGUCGUUGAGUUGUGCCAAUACAUGCGCAUCGUGUUCGACACAGAGGAUGUGCUGGACACGAUCCCAUUGACUGCCGCUGCUAACGCCGGCGCGUGGCAUGCCUGGAAAAGUUUUCGUGAUAAAGGCGCAGGCAGAGCUGCCCCAGUGCCAGGCGACGUCCGUCAAUCUGGCCAGGAGCGAAGUCUAUCCCCACGCCAACAGCCUGGUGGUGCCCGCCGACCCGGCGAAUGGAACUGGCAAGGUGUAUGGGAGGAUAGAGUAAAGAGAAGUGUGCAAAGUACCUUGUCUGAGCCAGUACUUUUUGGCGGUGACAGCAAAGAUGUGGUAUGA